Molecule: messenger RNA, 1905 nt
Organism: Phragmites australis (common reed)
Lineage: Eukaryota; Viridiplantae; Streptophyta; Magnoliopsida; Poales; Poaceae
Product: cytochrome P450 709B2-like
Exons: 3
Coding region: 163-1707 (514 amino acids)
Molecular function (GO): iron ion binding; heme binding; oxidoreductase activity, acting on paired donors, with incorporation or reduction of molecular oxygen
Source: RefSeq, a predicted model, not a curated record
UGGAGCUCUCACCAUUCCACGCAAACAAACACGAUCGAGCUUCUCCAAGUCUCAUCGAAACCAGUCUCAGAAUCUCAACCCGGCAAGCAAGCAGUCAAACAGUUUCCUUCCCGGCGGCACGGUGUGCAGAUUCGAGCUGUCCGGAGCCGGCAAAGGGUGACCAUGGGUUUGGCUUGGAUGGUGGCCGCGGCCGCUGCGGCGGUGCUGGCGUCGUGGGCGUUCAACGCGCUGGUGCACCUGGUGUGGCGCCCCUACGCCAUCACCAAGAAGCUCCGCGCGCAGGGCGUGCGCGGUCCGGACUACAAGUUCUUCGUCGGGAACCUCGGCGACAUCAAGCGGCUCCGCGCCGCGGGCGCCGGCGUCACGCUGGACGUCGACGACCACGACUUCAUCCCCAUGGUGCAGCCGCACUUCCGCAAGUGGAUCCCGCUCUACGGGCGAACGUUCGUGUACUGGACCGGCGCGAGGCCGAACGUGUGCCUGGCGGACGUGAACAUGGUGAAACAGGUGCUCUUUGACCGCACGGGCCUGUAUCCCAAGAACCUCAUGAACCCGCACAUCUCCCGCCUGCUUGGCAAGGGGCUCGUGCUCACCGACGGCGACGAGUGGAAGCGUCACCGCAAGGUCGUGCACCCGGCCUUCGACAUGGACAAGCUCAAGAUGAUGACGGCGACCAUGUCUGACUGUGCUCAGUCGAUGAUGUCCGAGUGGGAGGCACAGCUGGCCAAGGGCGGCGAGGGGGAGGUCGAACUGAGCAGACGGUUCGAGGAGCUCACCGCCGACGUGAUCUCGCACACGGCGUUCGGGAGCAGCUACAAGGAGGGGAAACAAGUCUUUCUGGCGCAGAGGGAGCUCCAGUUCCUCGCAUUCUCCACCGUUUUCGAUGUCCAGGUCCCAGGGUUCAGGUACCUUCCAACUGAGAAGAACCUCAAGACAUGGAAGCUGGACAAGCAGGUGAGGGGAAUGCUCAUGGACAUCAUCAAGAGCCGCCUCGCCACCAAGGACACCGUGGGAUACGGGAACGACCUGCUCGGGCUGAUGCUGGAGGCCUGCGCGCCGGAGCACGGCGAGAGCCCGGCCCUGAGCAUGGACGAGAUCAUCGACGAGUGCAAGACCUUCUUCUUCGCGGGGCACGACACCACCUCGCACCUGCUCACCUGGGCCACGUUCCUGCUGAGCACGCACCUGGAGUGGCAGGACAAGCUCCGGGAGGAGGUGCGGCGGGAGUGCGGCGACGAGGUGCCCACCGGCGACGCGCUCAACAAGCUCAGGCUAGUCAACAUGUUCCUCCUCGAGACCCUUCGACUUUACGGCCCGGUAUUGCUGAUACAGCGGAAGGCGAGCUCGGACCUCGACCUCGGCGGCUUCCGGGUGCCCGAGGGCGCGAUCUUGUCGAUCCCGAUCGCGACGAUCCACCGCGACAAGGAGGUCUGGGGUGAGGACGCCGGCGAGUUCAGGCCCGAGAGGUUCGAGAACGGGGUGACGAGGGCGGCGAAGCACCCCAACGCGCUGCUAUCCUUCUCCAGCGGGCCGCGGUCGUGCAUCGGGCAGAACUUUGCGAUGAUCGAGGCCAAGGCCGUGGUCGCCAUGAUCCUGCAGAGGUUCACGCUCGAGCUGUCCCCAAAGUACGUGCACGCGCCCAUGGACGUGCUCACGCUCCGGCCCAGGUACGGUCUUCCCAUGGUCCUCAAGAGGCUGGGGGUGUAGGUGCACCUACUCGUGUCAUGCAUGCAUGCUUCCAGGAGCAACAUUUUGGUUUCGUUGGGUAGAUGGUUUGCCACUCCGUUGUACUCUAGAUAAGUUUUGUUCAUUACUUCAUUUGUUGUCGCAUGGUUUGUAAUGUAUUUCAUUUGUACAUAAAUCGCAUGUAAGGAGAAUAUAUAUAAUCUUGAUUGUUGGAUUGAA